This is a messenger RNA of Volvox carteri f. nagariensis, 1389 nucleotides long. RefSeq lists its product as uncharacterized. NCBI's taxonomy places the organism in Eukaryota, Viridiplantae, Chlorophyta, Chlorophyceae, Chlamydomonadales, Volvocaceae. The coding region runs from base 1 to 1389 and encodes 462 amino acids. The record is from RefSeq and is a predicted model, not a curated record. Gene Ontology annotation, molecular function: ATP binding; ATP hydrolysis activity. Gene Ontology annotation, biological process: reciprocal meiotic recombination; meiotic recombination checkpoint signaling. The transcript has 9 exons. Gene Ontology annotation, cellular component: nucleus; chromosome.
AUGGCUGCGGGGCAGUCGGCCUUCCACCCGCCCUUCCUACCCAUCCCGCUGUUGCGUCCUCCCGCAUCCCAUCCCUCCCCACCACCUCGGACCCGAGCUCCCGUAGAUCCCUUCCAUGUCCCCUCCCAUCUCCCCCGCCCAACACCUCCUUUCCCCGGUCCCACCCUCCCCCCUUCACCCUUCUUGUACACUCUUUCCUUGGCAGCAGCUUCACUCGUUCGUGGUUGGUCUUUCCCCCCCCCUUCACCCCCUCCCCUCCCCGCCCUUCCAAAACCCAUCCACCCAGAUCCGCAGCAGCACCGACUGCAUUCCCCGUUGCUCUUCUGGCAGUACACGCCACGUGUGUUUGUGUAUCAGCUGAAUGAGGACGGCCCAGAGGACGACGACGAGGGCGAGGAGGGGGUCCCUAGCUAUCGGGAGCUGGUGCUGCCAGCGGCGGACUUGCAAGGCCAAUGGGAGUCCCUCCAUUACGACAGCGCCAUCAAGCAGCGGCUGCUGAGCUACGCCACCUCCGCACUCCUGUUCGCGGACCGGGGGGUGAAUAACAACCUUGUGGCGUGGAACCGGGUGGUUCUUCUGUACGGACCUCCUGGCACGGGCAAGACGUCCUUGUGCAAGGCUCUUGCGCACAAGCUGAGCAUCCGCCUAGGGGACAGGUAUUUGCGUCACGGGUGCCUCGUGGAGGUCAAUGCCCACUCGCUUUUCUCAAAGUACUUUAGCGAAAGCGGAAAGCUGGUCAGUCGUCUGUUCUCCAAGAUCACUGAGCUGGUGGAGGAUCUGGACAGCCUGGUGUUCGUGUUAAUAGACGAGGUGGAGAGCCUCACGUCGGCAAGAAAAGCGGCUGUUGCCGGGUCCGAGCCUUCCGACGCCAUUCGCGCCGUCAAUGCGCUCCUCACCCAGCUUGAUGCCCUCCGCCGCUACCCCAACGUCAUGGUGCUCACCACAUCCAACAUCACACAAGCCAUUGAUGUGGCCUUUGUCGAUCGAGCCGAUAUAAAGGCUUACAUUGGACCCCCAACCCUUGCGGCGCGGUACGAGAUGCUUCGAGGCUCCGUACAGGAGCUAGGACGAGCGGGAAUUAUUGCGGGUGAGCGAGUGAUCGACGCUGCCGUCGGCGUCGCCAACGGCUGCGGCAGCUCCGGAGCCGCGGGUACGGCAGCGGCGGCCGCUGCGUCACCGUCAGCGUCCCUGAGCGCUUUGCUGUUGGCCGCGGCGGCGGCUUGUGAGGGCCUCAGCGGCCGUACUUUGCGCAAGUUGCCUUUUUUGGCACACGCCGGCAGCCCUCAGCUGGCCCAGAUGGUGCCGUGUGGCGGCAGGCAGUUCCUUCGGGCGUUACGGGAGGCGGCGGCGAGAGAACAGUCUGACAGGUCGCAGCUGCUGAGCAGCUGA